UAUAUCCCUUGGAGUUAGUACACAUGUGAUGACAUUCUGUCUUUCUCCUGUCUGACAGGACCUCUGUCUGUACGUGGGCUACACCUCCUCUGUUUACUGUACAGCUUCCGUACUGACAUUGGCAGCUAUUGCCCUCGACCGCUACCACUCCAUCGUGGACUGCCUGCGGUACAGCUCCCGCUGCACCCUGUGGAGGACCUGUGCUGUGGUCCUGUGGAUCUGGCUGCAGGCCCUGAUCACCAGUUUUCCUCCCCUGCUGGGCUGGAGCUCUGUCAGCUAUGUGGUUCCCAUGUACAGCUGUGCUGUCAACUGGGCCAGCAGUCCCAGCUACACGACUUUCAUGGCUGCCCUCUCCUACCUCAUACCGGCAGUGGUCAUCCUCUUUUGCUACGUGAACAUUGUCAAGGUGGCCCGCAGCCAUGCCAGGAGGAUUCAUACAUUGGAGGACUCUGUACAGCGCAGCAGGAAUCCAAGCUUCGCCAGUGGGGAUUCGUCUCACCAGCACUGUGGGAGCCUCCACAGCCCCUCGAGACUGAUUUAUCAUGUAAGUGGACAGUUUGUGUCUGAGGUCAGCACAGAAGAAGGGAAUUAUAUCAGCCCUACUCGUCCUGAUUCUGCGACAGAGCAGAAUAACCCUCCAUCCAGACGUUUGUUCUCCUUCCUGUUUCAGAGCACCUCCCAGCCAUCGCUGCAGCACCAUAACCAUCAUGGAGUGCUGCGUCUCUUCCUGGUCAUCUCGGCCUUCUUCCUCUGCUGGACACCUUACAUAGGCGUGGCCCUGGUUCAGGCAACAGAAACUGCAAUCUCAGGCCAAUCCAGCCUCGUCCCACCGUCUGCUGUUACCUUUUCGUACUGGCUGGUGUUGCUAAACUCUGACAUCAAUCCACUGCUGUACGCUCUACUUAGCAAACGAUUCCAGGGUGCUUUUCAGGGACUGAGGCAAAAAAUAAGAGCGCGGUUGGGGUGUGCGGUGGGUAGGGAAAGGGGUUUCAGGGCAGAGGGAGAAGAAUGCAGGAGAAGCAACCCCUGCACUCUUACCACCACCCACCCUGGCCCACCUUCCUCUGAGAGUUCCACCUGUAAUGCCUCCCUGUAUUCCUCCUCCAUUUUUACUGUUAGCACUGACUUCAAACAUCACUCUGAGGAGCAUCUUUGCAAAGUGUGUCACCAUGAAAAUACCUUCCCAUCAUGCUCCAUGUGGCAAGAUGCUGGUGGUGAAGGUAGAGUGGAGUGCCUGCAGGUUCCCUCUCGGCCGCAAGAGGGCAACAGUUUACCUUUCUCGGCUCUGACCCAGGAGCGUCAGGCCACUUUCUUCUACGGACAGAUUACCGUCAGAGUAGAGCAUGAUGUUUGCUAGUCUGAUAUCUGCAGAUGUUGUUGAUGUUGUUUUUGUUAUUGAUUAAUCUGUUGAUUAUUUGCUCAGUUAAUUGAUUAAUCAUUUGGGCAAUACAAUGUCAGAUAGAUUCCACCACAAUUUCCCAAAGCCCAGGUUGGCAUAUUUACUGUGCUUGUUUGGUCCUACCUCAUAAACCCAAAUAUAUUAACUUUAAUAUUAAA
Etheostoma spectabile (orangethroat darter) is the source of this 1557-nucleotide messenger RNA. RefSeq names its product 5-hydroxytryptamine receptor. Gene Ontology annotation, cellular component: membrane. The record is from RefSeq and is a predicted model, not a curated record. NCBI's taxonomy places the organism in Eukaryota, Metazoa, Chordata, Actinopteri, Perciformes, Percidae. The transcript has a single exon. The coding region runs from base 290 to 1357 and encodes 355 amino acids. Gene Ontology annotation, biological process: G protein-coupled receptor signaling pathway. Gene Ontology annotation, molecular function: G protein-coupled receptor activity.